AUGGUAAACAUUUCGGACAUUGCAAUUUCCAUGGUUGGUAAAUGUGUCGAUGUAUUUGCAACGGUGACAUACAUUAAUAAUGUGGAUUUGAUUUUUGUUGCUAAAAGAAACACUCACUGCUAUACACGAAACGUUAGUGUUGCUGAUGAUACAGGCACGAUCGAUAUAAUUCUUUGGAAUGACUUUGCGACGAAAUUUUCUACAGUGGUGAAUACAAAAGUUCGGUUUAAAGAUUUACUAGUCCAACUAUUCAAAGGCAAACUUCAACUUACAACAAUCAUGACAACGAUCAUAAAUUCAGAAGACAAAGCACAACAAGUUUAG
Adineta ricciae is the source of this 324-nucleotide messenger RNA. NCBI's taxonomy places the organism in Eukaryota, Metazoa, Rotifera, Eurotatoria, Adinetida, Adinetidae. The record is from the annotation of a GenBank genome assembly.